This is a messenger RNA of Penicillium salamii, 1878 nucleotides long. The record is from the annotation of a GenBank genome assembly. Lineage: Eukaryota; Fungi; Ascomycota; Eurotiomycetes; Eurotiales; Aspergillaceae.
AUGGCACCCUCCAGGGAUUUCGCUUCUUGCCAGCUCGGCGACUCUCACGGUCUACCAAGCUUUGUCCCAGUACUAAUUGUCGGCGGAGGUCCGACGGGUCUCUUGCAGGCACUUCUGCUCUCUCGGCUGGGAGUUCGCUCAUUGAUCAUUGAACGGUAUCCGGAGCGUCUGGCGGCACCCAAGGCCCACGCGAUCAACCCCCGCACUUUGGAGAUCUUGCGACAAUAUGAACUGGGUGAGAAGCGUAUCCGUGAGCUGGGAACUUCGCGCGACGAUGGCUCGUGGGUUAACUUCCUCACGGAUCUCUCUGGAGAUUUGAUCGGGAGAAUUCCAUACGAACGGAUGGACCCUGGGGUCUUGGAUCAUACGCCGGAGAUGAUACACAAUAUUCCUCAGCCAGUGCUGGAACAGGAGUUCACAAAUCAUAUCAGCAAGGACCCUAACAUCUUGUUGGUCAAAGGAUUUAGCAUCCAUGCCGUAGAACAGACUAAGAGUGAGGUUCUUGCGACAAUCGAGGACCGUACAACUGGAAACCUGCAUCAGAUCAAGUCACGUCACCUCAUAGCCUGCGACGGUCGCAAAAGCAAGGUGCGCGAACUGCUCGGUAUUGAGUCUGAGAGCGAGGACUCUGAUCAGACCAUGAUGACUAUCCACUUCAACGCCAAUCUGAGACCAGUGGUUGGCGAUCGAGUCGGUAUGCUGUAUUGGAUCAUGGAUCCAAUAGCUGCAGGCUUCAUCAUCGGAUAUGACCUUGAUGGAACUCAAGUACACAUUAGCCAAGUCGAUGUGAAGCAACACCCAGUCGAAUCAUGGACCGAGGAGUUGUGUCGGGCCAAGAUCCGCGGGGCCAUUGGGAAGGAAGACGUUCCAUUUGAUAUUCUCAGUUUCAGACCUUGGGUGUUUCGAAGACAGGUUGCGCACACAUUCCAAGAAGGAAAUAUCUUCCUAGCUGGUGAUGCUGCACACUCAUUCCCACCAACUGGUGGACUUGGUCUGAAUUGUGGUCUUGCGGAUGUCCACAAUCUGGCGUAUAAAAUCGCUUUGGUUCACCGUGAAGUAGCGAGCCCGACAAUACUCUCGACAUACACAUCGGAACGACGCGGCGUCGCAGAUUCUUAUUCUAAACAGAGUGUCAAGAAUGGCAAAGAAAUAUUCGCCCUUUUGCAAACUCUGAGAACGGCGGGCGUCGAAGACGUCGCGCAAGCACGCAAAAACAUGGCAGAUGCGUUGGCGGAUUCGGUCCAACAUGCCAAUGUCAAAAGAGGCAUCGAGGGACAGAGAGAGCACUUCGAUAAUGUAAGUUGCGCCGGUCUUAAUACCACGCCUGUUUUCAAAGGUCUAACAUCUCCACUCAAGCUCGAGCUUCACAUUGGAUAUGUGUAUGGUGCCCUCAAACCACCUUCUCACGCAUCGCAUUACUCGCCAAAGUUUGUAACCGGAGCUCGUUUGCCUCACGCGUGGAUCAAAAUUCUUGAUCAGCCCACCUCAGCAGUGAAUACGGCCAAGUAUAAAGCUCUUCCACAAGCACCUGUUGAUGUUUCCUAUGCUCGAGAGCUUGAGAAGACGGAGAUAGAAUCUCGUCAAUGGAGUACAUUGGAUCUCUGUGGCCCCGACUCCUGGACUCUCAUGCUUGGGCGUAGUGAGCCAACAUUGCAGGUUUCGGCCCUUGAGAAACACUGCAACUCCAUUGGUGUUGACCUCAAUACCUGGCGGCUUGGCAGUGAGUUUGAUCUGGAAAGAAACCAUGAGUUCGAGGAUGAGUUGCUCAAAGGAGGAGGGAUACUGGUGCGCCCGGACCAGCACAUAUUGACUCGGGUCCCUCCUGGUGCAACGGGAGACGAGAUUCUCAUUGAGCUGAAAGGGCACUUGGGAGUUUGA